Molecule: messenger RNA, 882 nt
Organism: Coccomyxa subellipsoidea C-169
Lineage: Eukaryota; Viridiplantae; Chlorophyta; Trebouxiophyceae; Coccomyxaceae
Product: exoribonuclease PH component of the exosome
Exons: 6
Coding region: 1-882 (293 amino acids)
Biological process (GO): U1 snRNA 3'-end processing; nuclear polyadenylation-dependent mRNA catabolic process; nuclear polyadenylation-dependent rRNA catabolic process
Cellular component (GO): nuclear exosome (RNase complex); cytoplasmic exosome (RNase complex)
Source: RefSeq, a predicted model, not a curated record
AUGCCCCCUGUGCAGUUCUCCCUGGAUGAUAGCGGCGCCACACUUGACAUGGGGCAGACAAAAGUCAUGACUGUCAUCACACCCACACUCACAGCGCCUUACGAAGACAGGCCAAAUGAGGGUGCUGUGCGCUUCAAUGUGGAGUACUCCCCUAUGGCUUCGCCAUCGUUCCAGGCAGGGAGGCCUGGUGAGGCAGCUAUAGAGGUCACGCGGCUUCUCGAGCGAGCCUUCAGGGACAGCAGGGCCAUCGACCAGGAGGCGCUGUGCGUGCUGGCAGGCCACAGGGUCUGGUCGUUGAGCAUAGACGUGCAUGUGCUGGAUAACGGGGGAAACCUGGCGGACGCGUGCAUGCUGUGCACGCUCGCUGCACUCAUGGCCUUCCGGCGGCCGGACACAGAGGUGGCGGCCGGAGGUGCCGAGUCGGGGCGCGCGCGUGUCACAGUGCUGUCCCCCAGCGCGCGGGAGCCGGUGCCCCUCAGUCUGCACCAUCUGCCUCUCGGCAUUUCCUUCGCGUUCUUUGAGGAUGGGGAGCUCCUGGUGGUGGACCCGGACAGCACAGAGGAGGCUGCAGCGGCAGGGCUGAUGACCGUGGUUGUCAACACUCACAGUGACGUCUGCACAGUCAGGAAGACAUCCGGCAUUGGCAUCUCCAUGACACAGGUGCACAGAGUGGUGCGUCUGGCAAACAGCAGGGCAGGGCAGGUGAUGGAUGGGCUCAAGGCGGCGCUGCAGAGGCAUGACACAUCGCGCGUGGCCGCCCGUGUCCGACGACACACCCGGGCUGCUCAGGAGCCCGGCGCCCCCGGCCGCUCUGUCACCGUCCUCGCCAGCGGUGCCAUCACUGGUGACUCCUUGUGCAUCGAUUGGGGAAGGGGCAAAUAA